UGUCUCGACGCGCGUCGUCGUCUUCAUCACGGUGGCUCACUUGACGCAAGCGCCGACGUCACGCCGCGGCGCGGCGCUCCGGUCGGGAUGUUGAAAAACCGGCCAUCGUCCGCGACCAGGUCGUCAGAGGAGCGAGCGCGCCAAUCUCGAAAGCAAGCCAUGUGCGAACACAAGGGGGAUCGCCGGUGCGUGGCCAUUUCGGCCGAGACCGUGAAGUCGGUCUGGAAGCGAGUGAUCGACUUGUUUUCGACUCGCGACGACAAAGCCGCCGACGCACAACUGCGCAUCUACGAUGAAGCACCGGAGUUCCUCCGCCAGAAUCCGUUCAUCCUGAAGGGCUACCGCUGCAACUUUGCGCUUCGCCGGUGCGCCCGCUCCGCCUUCGAGUGGAACAACGAGACGCUGAACAUUUGGACGCACCUGUCGGGUUUCUUCAUCAUGCUGGCUCUCUUCGUGCACGACCUCGUCCAACGGUUGGACGAGGUGUCCCCUUCAGCGGUGGACCGGGCGUUUUGCGUUGCCAUAUGCCUGACGUACAUGACGACCCUUCUGCUGUCCGUGGUGUACCACACGUUCAACUGCCACUCGGAGCAGUGCUACCAGCGGCUACUCAAGUGGGACGUGCUCGGCGUGGCGCUCAGUCUGAGCAUGACGUUCCUCUCCGGCGUCCACUUCGCCUUCAGCUGCAGGCCUUGGCUGGAGCUCGCCUACAGCGGCGUCGAGGUGCUACUGGUCGCCGUCGUGCUGGUGCUCAACUUCGCGCCUCGCUUCGCCGGCCGAGAGGACGUGGAACCCGCGCGGCUCUUGGUACUCAGCUCUCUGGUGCUCUUUGGCCUGGUGCCCACCGUGCACUGGUUCGCCCUCAACGGCGGUUUCGAGGCCCCCAUCGUCCGCCUGCUCCUUCCCCGCAUCGCGGUGCUCUUCGGUCUCAUCGGGAUGGCGUUCGCCGUGUACCGCUUCAAGAUCCCCGAGUGCCUCUGGCCCGGCCGCGUCGACUACGUCUUCUCGAGUCACCAGAUCUGGCACGUCAUCGUGUUCCUGUCGCUAGUGUGGUGGCACGAGACUGGAUUUGUUCAUUUCCACUUCAUGAGCGGCGGACAGCAGUGCGCCGUGCCCACGUAAUGUUUCUCCGGUUGCGAAAACGUGCGCGGUCUCCUACUAUAGUCGUGUCCGUGCGGACGGCACGGUGCAUGGCCUACCGAGAGACUUUUUUUUUUUUCAUGAACUGUUUCGGUUGUACCUGUCAUGAAACAUAGGCGCGUACUCGACUAGAGCACGCGCUGAAUGUUUGUGUGUACUGAAAGCGAGUCGACUGAUACACGACUGUCGUUGGGACUUCGAAAGAGCGCUCACGACGCGUAUAUCGUGGUUUCCUGCGCGGGUUGAUGCGUGCACAACGUGUCGUGAACAGUUUUGUCACUUUCGUGCACAUUUCACCAAAGUGCAGUGGCUUGAGGGCCAUGGAUCUCAACGUUGCCUGCGUACUUUGCGGGCGUGUCAGUUCCUAUGAAUUUGUAUGUGUGCAACGCUGUAUAGGGCAAGGGCCAAACGAUGAAAAGGAGUUGCUCCGUUAGCAUCUGCCGUCCCGGAGAGGUUCUGGUCAUCAGUGUCUUGGUGGCAUAUCUUUAUUCAGUUCGUUAAUGAUGCUGGCAUCUUAGCGAACUUGUGCGGCGUGUUUUACAAGGCACCGCUGAUGAUUCAUUAAGCGUUGCGUACCUUCGUCGAACGAGUAUACUGUUUCAAACACCGAUUUGAACGUGUUGCGUACGUAUAGCGCAUUCUCUGCUCAACCAUUCUGGGUGGCUUGCUCUCUAAAGUUGCAGUGCUGAAAUACUUGUGUUCAUAUCGCACAAAUGCAUUUAAUCACUUCAAUCAUUGAUGACAUCAUCUCAUCCUUGCCUGUCCCUUAAUUUACUGUUAAAACGGAAAUUCACUCUUGAAACAUCACGAAAACAGGGGCAGGAGGAAAUUCACUCUUGAAACAUCAUGCAAACAUGGGCAGGCGAAAAAGUAUAACAGUGUGAUUUACGCAGCGCACUCAAGUUCGUGUGUGUGUGUGAAUAAACUUCGUCAUCACUCAGA
Rhipicephalus microplus (southern cattle tick) is the source of this 2082-nucleotide messenger RNA. Its product is annotated as progestin and adipoQ receptor family member 3. The record is from RefSeq and is a predicted model, not a curated record. Lineage: Eukaryota; Metazoa; Arthropoda; Arachnida; Ixodida; Ixodidae. Gene Ontology annotation, molecular function: signaling receptor activity. Gene Ontology annotation, cellular component: membrane.